ACACUUGGAGUGGCAGGAAUCUAUUAAACUAUGAAUUGCUGAGCCCCCUCCUGGCCCCAGAGAACUCGGUGUCGCUCGAGUGUGUGUAUGUGGUUUGAGCUGCAGUUUCACUGAGCUGCCGCGAUUGCAGAUUUGAAGAUGUUUCGAUAACAAGACCGGUGUCAAAGCUUCAUAUGGCCGAGAAAGUGACAGACGCGAUGGCACCUCCCGCCGACCCCUUGAACAUAGGCAACAUUCUGGUUCAUGUGGACUGGACUGAGCCCUGGCUGAUGGGGCUUAUCACGUUUCAUGUUGCCAUUCUGAGCCUGACGCUACUGACAAGAGACCGGGGCAAUGUUCAAGCUGGGCUCUUUGUGACUGCGCUGCUGCUCGUCUACUUUUCGGAGGCGCUGAACGAGUUGGCAGCGCAGCAUUGGCGCUCGUUCUCGAGCCACCAGUACUUCGACAGCCAGGGCAUGUUCAUCUCGCUGGUCUUCUCUGCCCCUCUACUGCUCAACUGCAUCAUCAUGGUGGGCCAAUGGAUGUGGACGUCGGGAACGCUCAUGAUCCGACUGAAGCAGGCCCAGCUCCGGCAGGAGAUCCGGCGGCAGCGGUCGGCCAACUCCAACAGCCACAGGUCGACGGACUCCUCCAGCAAGGAAGACUGAAGCGAGCCACCGGCCUCCGCAAAACCGGGGGAAGCUCGACCGCUGCGACUCCCGACCCUUCGAGUCUUCCUCUAGUCACCGACGGAACGAGAACAGCGGGGCGUCACCUCCGACGCAUGCUCCGUGCCUUCUGCCUGUUCUUUGAAGCUUUGCGGAAGGCAGGAACUUCAGACUGGAGGCGGGACAACCGAAACUUUUCCCUGCUGUUCACACCCCGUUGGCGACUUCAGUGACCAUUUUUCAGUUCCGUGUCGAUGGCACCGGUCGGAGGGGAUGAAGCAGACGGCGCUUUAGUACCGUUUGGUUGCGUCAAACGGGAUCUUGAUCCUGUCCGAACGGGGCGCCGGUCGAGGAUUCAGAGUCGACGCACGUCCCGUCGUCGUACAGGAGCUGGAAUCAAAGAUGUACGUGGCUCUCUGUCUUUUUACUUCUCCACGCUGGGUGUGUGGAAACACAUUUAAAAGGGCACGCCCAUUUUGAGUGGCGUUUGUGGGAAGUGCAAAAACCUCACAUGUUUGGGUGUUCCAUCGUCCAGAUUUGGUUUCUGCUGUUUUGGCAAAGUCUGAAGCCUGUUCAGUCCACCAAACUCGAGGAACCGUUCGUCGUUUUCUUUUUAAGUCAAAGGCUUGCCGAAACUUUGAAAACUGGGAUUGUGCACAAUUGCAGCUACUUGCUUGCAGUGCCCAAAGCAUUAUGCUGUUCGGUUCUCCCCCUAGCAAUGUGGCGGUUGAACCGCGCGCAGUCGUGCAAACUAGUGUUGGCCAGUCUGCAACUGUGAUAUUCCUGCGAAGGAUUUCAGUAAUGUCCCAGUUCUGUGUGUAUGCAAGUCCAUAGUUUGUCUCUCUCUGUGUACGGGUGUAUGUAUAUAUACAUUUGUUUUAUUGAAAGUUCUACACUGCAUCUACGACUGUAGGGAGUGUUUAUUUGCGGUAGAUUUUCUUCCCUUCUGUAAAUAGGUUUAGACAGAAAUUCUUAGUGAAGAGUAGGUGCUUAUCCUCCAAAGGGGGGAGAUAUCUACUUGCCUUUAUUUAGUCUUGGCUACAACAGUUCGUCAUCACAAGCAGGAUCUGCAGCAUUCAUACCAUGGUGCAAGAAAACAAACAAAAACAAAAUCUUGCCAACGGUCAUUGCACACAAAAAAUUCCCUUAAAAGGUAUCAUCAUGCACUGCCCUCUGGUGGUGAAGAUUUGCCACUCAAAAUUCAGUCUUUACAUAUACUUGACCACGAGUAGGUGCCUAGUCCAGUGCUGUAUGCAUGUUUUUUUUGGUGCCUGCUACACCAUUAAACAUAUUCAAUUGUUUUUUCAUAAACUGAUGAAAGCAGC
Ixodes scapularis (black-legged tick) is the source of this 1972-nucleotide messenger RNA. It is a transcript of the gene Tmem18, whose product is annotated as transmembrane protein 18. The transcript has 4 exons. The record is from RefSeq and is a predicted model, not a curated record. Gene Ontology annotation, cellular component: nuclear membrane. Bases 174 to 647 code for a protein of 157 amino acids. Lineage: Eukaryota; Metazoa; Arthropoda; Arachnida; Ixodida; Ixodidae.